UACGCUAAAGGAAAUCGAGGAGCUGAAAUUGUCGGUGGCCAAGUUGAAGUUGCCCAAGGAACACUCGCCGCGUAUUUAGGGCCAGGAUGUCGAAAAUAAAAAAGUUCUUUGCGAGGAAGAAGGAGGAGGCGUCUGCUUUCAAGCUAAAGCUCACAGGCAGCACCAUGGGCGAAGGACACAAGCUGAACGCUCCGAAGCAAGAGGCUCCGGCCAGCAGCAAAUCCCGGAAAAAGUACGAAGCUUACGUCCCGCCCAAACGCAAUGAGCUUAGCAAUGAGGCGAGAGCUGCUGCCAACGCUGCUCUGGCCCGCAUCGACAAGAAGAACUCGCGAGAAUUCAACACUUCGAUGGCGGCCAUCAAGGCGCAGGCCAAACGAGAACUGGAAGCAGAGAGGCGUCAGAAAGAGGAGGCCAGCGCAGAGGCCAAGGCAUCAACCACUACCACAUCGGCCGGGGAUAAUCGAAACCUGGCUUGCGAGGGAGUCUUCUUCCGCUGUCCCAUGAUCAGCGACGAGCUGCUACCAAAGCAGGAGUGGAAGAUCAGGAUCAAGGAGUUCCUGUACCAACAGCUCGAGACGGAUCGCGGUCUCACCGGGUGUCUCAUCAUCCACAACUGCAACCCGAAGGAGAAGGCCGACGAUUGCAUAGCCACGUUAAUCCGGUAUUUGGAAAACCUCAUAAACAAUCCCACGGAGGAGAAGUUCUGCAAGAUUCGCAUGACCAACAAGAUCUUCAGCGAAAAGGUGCGAUAUGUGGAGGGUGCCUUGGACGUCUUGCAGGCAGCUGGCUUCAAUGAAGUGGAAAUGGAUGGGGAGCCGUAUUUGAUUUGGACCCGUGAGCGAACAGAGCAAGAUCUCGAUCUUCCCACUCUGGUUGAUGCCCUCAAGAACUCGGAGAUCAUUCCAUUGGAACUGGAUCGCAACAUUAAGGUGCUGUUGCCUUCGCAGGCACGCCGUGUUGCUCUACCCGACGAUUUUUACCGCAUGACACCGGCGGAAAUUAAAAAAGAGCAGCAGCUGAGAACCGAGGCGAUGGAGAAGUCUCAGAUGCUGAUGACCAAGGCAAUGAGGGAGCGCGAGGAGCAGCGUAACUUGCGCAUGUAUCGUUACGCUUUAGUAAGAGUCAAAUUUCCCAAUGGAUUGUUUAUACAAGGAACCUUCAACGUUUAUGAGAAGAUUUCCGAUGUUGUAGAGUUUGUGCAGUCCUGUCUGGCAGACGAAACACUUUUAUUUACCCUUAUUGCCGCCAAUGAGGGGCGGUUUGGCGAAGAAGACAUGGAAAAGACUUUAUUCGACUGCAAACUCAUUCCCAACUCUCUGAUGCUGUUCAGCGCCGAUGAGGUCUCGAAACCCGUAGAGGCCGACUUAAACUACUUAAAAGAGGAGCUUCUAAUGUUGGUGCAGGACAUGUAGUAGCAGUUUCCACAACCUAAUCAGCGAUACUUGUCUCUAACUUUAUACCUUACAGAGCUGUUGUUAUUUAUUGCAUUCAAAUCUAUUAUUCGAAAUUAAUACAUAAACGCACUUUACAAAAAAUUCAAACCCGUGUUAUUUAUAUUAGAGUUUAGCC
Molecule: messenger RNA, 1569 nt
Organism: Drosophila ananassae
Lineage: Eukaryota; Metazoa; Arthropoda; Insecta; Diptera; Drosophilidae
Gene: Gint3
Product: UBX domain-containing protein 6
Exons: 4
Coding region: 87-1412 (441 amino acids)
Cellular component (GO): cytoplasm
Molecular function (GO): protein binding
Source: RefSeq, a predicted model, not a curated record